UAAGUGUACGGCCAGACUGAAUUGCGGGCGGGCGUGAAGCGGGCGAUAAGCGAGCGAGCGAUUUUUUGCAAGGCGAUUUUUUGGCCAUACUGAAAAUAGAAAAUUGCAGAUUAAUUGUGUUCUGUCGCCAGUAAACAUGGCGCCCUUAUCAAAACUAAAAAGAAAUAUUUUAAUAGACAGUAACCCCUAUAUGAAGUGGAAAUUAUUUUUGGAGAAGUCUCGUAGAUAUGGAAUACAUCCUAUUAAUAAAAGGAGAAAAAGAUUUGGAGAAUUUCACCACCUAUACGUCGAAUUAAGAGAAUACCCGGAAAAAUUCUUUGAAUACUUAAGAAUGUCCAUAAGCACAUAUGCUUUUUUAUUAAGUAAGGUUAAUAGGAGGCUUACGAAAAUUACGACAAACUAUCGAUCUCCUAUAUCAGCAGAAGAAAGACUGGUAGUAACAUUAAGAUCUCUGAAUGGGCAACCUACAAGAUUUCAGCCAUGCGCUGACGCACUGGUCGUUUGGUAUCACUAUUUUGGUGGGCCUAGUAGCAUCUGA
This is a messenger RNA of Acanthoscelides obtectus, 538 nucleotides long. The record is from the annotation of a GenBank genome assembly. Lineage: Eukaryota; Metazoa; Arthropoda; Insecta; Coleoptera; Chrysomelidae.